Messenger RNA from Cololabis saira (Pacific saury), 543 nucleotides. RefSeq names its product family with sequence similarity 32 member A (gene fam32a). The record is from RefSeq and is a predicted model, not a curated record. Gene Ontology annotation, cellular component: nucleolus. The transcript has 4 exons. NCBI's taxonomy places the organism in Eukaryota, Metazoa, Chordata, Actinopteri, Beloniformes, Belonidae. Bases 41 to 385 code for a protein of 114 amino acids.
UAACAAAAGCGACGAGGACGAGAGCGAGAAGUUCUCGAAAAUGUCUGAUUACGCCUCGACGCAGAGGAGUGCCUUGAAAAUAAAAGGUGUUGGGGACAUUUCUGCUGGGAAAAAGAAAAAAAAGAAGGACAAACAGAGUAAACAUCGCAUGGAGCAGGUUGUGAGCAGCCAAAACGAGGAGGAGGAAGUGAAAAGCAAGACAGCGUAUAUUGACAAAAGGACACCAGCCCAACUUGCUUUUGACAAGAUGCAAGAAAAAAGGCAAAUGGAACGGAUUCUGAAAAAGGCAUCAAAGACACACAAACACAGGGUCGAGGACUUCAACCGUCACCUGGACACUCUGACGGAGCAUUAUGAUAUUCCAAAAGUCAGCUGGACCAAGUAAAAGAGAUGCAGAGGUUCCUUGUUUUAUCAUUUUUACAACUUGUUUCCCCCUUUUGUGUUUGAAACGUUUAUUUUCUAGCUUAUGAAUAUACCAUUAAAAAGGAUGUUCAUUCUUUGGUGUGUAAUUUAUCAUGUGUACAAUAAAGAAUUUAAGUACUA